AUGCACGUUUUGCAUCCAGCACAACUCCCCGGCUGCAACGUCGACGUCGCCAACCAGGCCGAGUGCGACCAAUGCAUGGAGUUCCGGGCCAUGAACCACCCCAUGAACGUGGACCACAGCUGCGAAGUGGCGGGCUUCGGCGCCAUGGUGCGAAGGCGGGUACCGAACCUCCUGGUCGACUUCUCCACCCAGGAGCUCUGGCAGUGCGUCCACUGCGCGGGCGAGGGCCGCGUCUGCGACGCCGACCGCCAGCUUUCCGUCAAGUGCGCCACCUGCACCACGCUCGGCAGGGACUGCACGGUCCAGGGCUCGCCGAGUCUCGGGCCCCGAUUGUUCUCCGACGCCGGACACCGCGGCUAUCGCAUCAUGUGCAGGGCGCGAGGGCUUGUGCUGCUCAUGGUCGAGGACCCCCGACCAACCGGACUCGCACCCCAACUGGGAAGCCUCCUCACCAACGCGACCAUCCAGCUCGAAUUCAAAGACUACUUCAACCUCACUCUCCCGUACCCCGAUCUGCUACCCCGUCUUGACGCCAACGGCCAAAUCAUCCCGGGGAUCCCCGCUGCCCCCGCCACCCUUCGAGCUUCCUGGGCGAGAAAGGGCCGGAAACGGGUCCAAGGUCGUCUUCCCGACGGAAACCCCCAACCCGGACGUGGUAGACCCGGAGCUGGUGGUGCGCCUGCAAAACCUGCGCGAAGCUCGGACUCUACUGCUUCGACCGGCUGCGGCCCGACAACCCGGCCCCCGUUGUCCGCGCUCCGAGACCCUAUUGGAAGCAGCUCUUCGAAUCUACCGCCACGCCCCGGGGCUCGCCGUGGCGGUGGUUCUUGA
Parascedosporium putredinis is the source of this 831-nucleotide messenger RNA. NCBI's taxonomy places the organism in Eukaryota, Fungi, Ascomycota, Sordariomycetes, Microascales, Microascaceae. The record is from the annotation of a GenBank genome assembly.